AUGACCUCUGAUGCUGAUAGGAAAUUGGAACGUGCUGGUUCUAGGGGCCAACUAUUUGCCCAGGAGCCAUCCCAAAAGGCAUUCGGUGUCCCAUCUGGUGGCGGCUACCAGAUCACUGCAUCCUGGCAAACAGCUCUGGGAAACGAUGGCUAUAUUGGUGUUAUCAUCAGAAUAUUGCUUAACGGUUACAUCACGGAGCGCAUUGGGAUGAAGAAAACAAGGGUGUUGGCCCAUAUCACUAUCACAGCGUUUACUUUCAUCUUGGUUUUUGGCCAGACCAAGGAGUUGCUCCUCGCUGGUCAGGUUCUUUGUGGCCUUCCUUGGGGAUUUUUCUCUGCGGCAGCACCGGCUUAA
This is a messenger RNA of Aspergillus puulaauensis, 354 nucleotides long. RefSeq lists its product as uncharacterized. The transcript is spliced from 2 exons. Gene Ontology annotation, biological process: transmembrane transport. Bases 1 to 354 code for a protein of 117 amino acids. NCBI's taxonomy places the organism in Eukaryota, Fungi, Ascomycota, Eurotiomycetes, Eurotiales, Aspergillaceae. Gene Ontology annotation, cellular component: membrane. Gene Ontology annotation, molecular function: transmembrane transporter activity. The record is from RefSeq and is a predicted model, not a curated record.